CCAGUUAUUCACAAAAUACGAUUCACGAGGCAAUGUGAAAAAAGAGCAUCGCUGUGGUAUCGACAAAAGCCACAAAAUCGUUACUCUGUCUGCGUUGUGGGGAAUCGGUGCGCAUCGACUGUUGAAUUACGCAGUGAGACGCGCGCAACACUUCUGAGCAAACCUCAGCACAAGUAGAUAAAACGCGUUUAGACCGAAGUGAAGAUGUAUUAAUAAUAAUUGUUUAUCGUUGAUGACGAUCUCUUCCGACGUUUGAAUACAUUAAAAGUCUUCUGGGAAACGAAACGGGGUCGUUGAAGCUGGAGCGCGCGUAACUCGAGGAGGUUCACAUGCACGAUGAUGAAGGCUCGCUUACGUGCUUGACCUGUUAUGACGAUCCUAUUUAAAGCUACUGCAUUGAGGGAAGACAACAAAACAACUAGAGAAUUGAUUCAGGACACUCAACAAGUCCAGCACCGGACGGACCCACUUCGAUCUCGGGCUAUUCCCUCGCUCACUUAUGGACAGCUGGUACUGUAUAUAAAUACAGUAUCACAGUCAUACACUCAGUGGCAUCUGUGUGCAGUGGACGUGACGGGGCAAUGCAUGCAGACUUCCCAAAUGUGAUGCGCACCGGCACCGCGCUCAGCUGCUCUAGUGCUGUUCCCGUACUUUUGCUCAUUUGAAAAGAUGGAAUCGUUCGAGGUGGCAGUAAAUGGUGUAAUUCACACAGAAGAUCCUUUCUCCGGACCCCUGACACAUGUAGAGCCCUGGAACUAUACGUUCUUAGCUGUUUUAAUGGUUAUUGUGACGACUUUGUCUCUUUGUGAGAACGGCGCGGUGAUGCUCGUCACCUUUAGGUUCAAGCAGCUGCGACAGCCUCUGAAUUAUAUCAUUGUCAAUUUAUCUCUCGCUGACUUUCUCGUGUCCUUGACUGGAGGGGUAAUAAGUUGUGCCACUAACUACCACGGAUAUUUCUUCCUGGGUCAAUGGGCUUGUGUUUUGGAAGGAUUUGCAGUCACAUUUUUUGGUAUCGUGGCGUUGUGGUCUCUAGCCGUCCUGGCGUUUGAGCGUUAUUUUGUCAUCUGUCGUCCUCUGGGGAACAUUCGUCUGAGAGGUAAACACGCAGCGCUGGGUCUGCUGUUCGUCUGGACCUUCUCCUUCAUCUGGACCAUACCGCCCGUGUUGGGCUGGUGCAGUUACACCGUCAGCCGCAUCGGAACCACCUGUGAACCAAACUGGUAUUCCGGCAGGUUCCAUGAUCACACCUUCAUCAUCACGUUCUUCAUCACCUGUUUUAUUCUUCCGCUGGGUGUGAUCGUCGUCUGUUACUGCAAACUGCUGAGGAAGUUGAGAAAGGUGUCUAACAGUCAUGGGAGGCUGGGAAAUGCCAGGAAACCUGAACGUCAGGUGACCCGUAUGGUGGUUGUAAUGAUUGUGGCAUUCAUGGUGGCCUGGACUCCGUACGCUGUUUUCUCUGUCGUGGUCACCGCCCAUCCCAGCAUUUAUCUGGACCCUCGACUGGCAGCUGUCCCAGCGUUCUUCUCCAAAACAGCAGCGGUUUACAACCCCAUCAUUUAUGUGUUCAUGAACAAACAGUUUAGGAAGUGUCUGAUUCAGCUGGCGAGCUGCAGAGACAUCAGCACCAUCGACGGAAACGUGAAUCAGACCACCGAACGUGUGGGACUGACCAAUGAAAGCCACACAGGAGAGAUGUCAGCCAUCGCCGCCCAGAUCCCAGCGGCCGGACCCGUUCAAUCCAAACCUGAAGAACAGCCCAGCGAAUGUAGCCUCUUCGGUCAACUUCCCAUUCCUGAGAACAAAGUCUGUCCCAUACGUUCUCCACAUCUAAAAUAAAGCGCAUCUGCUCAUGAAGAUGUAGACGACAGACAGACAAAACAAAAGAAUAUAAUCAAAUGAGGAAAAGAAAUGGAUGCGUACCACCCGUGGACACUGGCACAGGUCCCUGGAGACGCAGCUCGGGUGCAAUUACCAGCCGCAUGGUCACCGGUGUGUCCUCGAUGCAUCAUCAGGUCCCGCUCACUUCAACUCAAUGACACCCAACGGAUUAACAGCCCACCUUCAAGAUCUGCCCUCCAAACGGCCCGGACGCAUGUCAACAUGAUGCCGCUGGAAUAAAAACAUCAUCAGUUUCCACCUCAUAUCCUUCAUCUAUAAAUCCAGUUGAGUAGUGUCAUUCAUUCAUGCGGUAACAUUUACUGUAAACCUUCUGAAGUGCAGCGUGAAGAUGCUGAUCUU
Molecule: messenger RNA, 2238 nt
Organism: Triplophysa rosa
Lineage: Eukaryota; Metazoa; Chordata; Actinopteri; Cypriniformes; Nemacheilidae
Gene: valopa
Product: vertebrate ancient long opsin a
Exons: 6
Coding region: 670-1836 (388 amino acids)
Biological process (GO): visual perception; G protein-coupled receptor signaling pathway
Cellular component (GO): photoreceptor outer segment; membrane
Molecular function (GO): G protein-coupled receptor activity
Source: RefSeq, a predicted model, not a curated record